Messenger RNA from Perognathus longimembris pacificus (Pacific pocket mouse), 1333 nucleotides. RefSeq names its product peroxisomal membrane protein 4 (gene Pxmp4). Bases 78 to 716 code for a protein of 212 amino acids. The record is from RefSeq and is a predicted model, not a curated record. Gene Ontology annotation, cellular component: peroxisomal membrane. NCBI's taxonomy places the organism in Eukaryota, Metazoa, Chordata, Mammalia, Rodentia, Heteromyidae. The transcript has 4 exons.
CGGGGCUGUGCAGCCAGAAGCUCGGGCUGUCAGUGCUGGUCCGGUCGGGUCGCUGAGUCCCUCUUGCCUCUGGUGCUAUGGCCCCCCCGCCGCAGCUGCAGGCUCUGCUCCAGGCCGUCAACGCCUUGCUGCGCCAACGCCGCUACCAUGCCGCCUUGGCCGUGGUUAAAGGCUUCCGAAACGGGGUUGUCUAUGGAGUGAAAAUCCGGGCUCCUCACGCACUGGUCAUGACACUUCUCUUCAAGAGUGGCAGCCUCCAGGAGAAGCUGAAGACCAUUCUGCAGUCCACCUAUACCCACUCCCGGAACCUGGCCUGCUUUGUGUGCGCCUAUAAGAGUCUGUGUGCUCUGCAGUCCCACGUGCAGGGCAAGACCUACCCAGUGCACUCCUUCCUCGCUGCCUUCUUGGGGGGCCUCCUGGUGUUUGGAGAAAACAAUAGCAUCAACAGCCAGAUCAACAUGUAUUUGACCUCACGAGUCCUGUUCGCCCUGUGCCGCCUGGCCGUGGAGAAGGGCUACAUUCCUGAGCUCAAAUGGAACGUGUUCUCAUUGCACACGGCGGUGAUCUGGGGCCUGGUGCUGUGGCUCUUUGAAUACCACCGGCCCACGCUGCAGCCUUCCCUGCAGUCCUCCAUGACCUACCUCUAUGAGGACAGCAACGUGUGGCACGACAUCUCAGACUUCCUCAUCUACAACAAGAGCCGCCCCUCUAAGUAACAGCAUCCCCAAGGUGCUGAUGGGAACUCCUCCACCUGAACAGCUUCCUGGCAGUAUCCAGCUGCUGCUCCAAGUCUGGUUCUAUCAGCAAACUCUCCCAGAGGAUCCUGCCACCUCACAGUCGUGGGCCUCUCACUCCAAUGUGUGUUUUAGCCCACAGGCCUGUGGGCUGGAGUCAAAACACUGAUUUUCACAUCCCAUAGGUACUUUUGAGUGGCGCAGCCAGUGGCUGGAUCACUGGAUCAGCCAGUGGCUGAGGACUCUUAGCCUUGGUUUCUAGCCUCGAUGCUGAGCUUUGGGAGGCUGGGGCCAGUCUCACCUUCCCUGGGCCAUGGGGCCCAUUAGCUUAAAGGAAGACCCUAGAGGAGGGUCUCUUUCUGGUGGGUACAAAUCGUUCUUCCCCUAUGCUUAGUAUCGGGGCUCCUUGCUGGUGGGCAGUGGGUUACACAUACUUUGUCUGUUUUUUAAAAUAUUGUUUCUUGUCUCCGAUACUUUAAUUGGACAAGUUCUAGAACUCCUCCACUGUUUCAUAGAAAUAAUGUGUGAAGCUGUUGGUUCUAUCCAGCCAGCACUGAGAAAGAAAAGAUUUAUUUUUAACAUUUAUUUUCUAGCAUCCA